Molecule: messenger RNA, 4801 nt
Organism: Porites lobata
Lineage: Eukaryota; Metazoa; Cnidaria; Anthozoa; Scleractinia; Poritidae
Source: the annotation of a GenBank genome assembly
AUGUCUGAUGUUGAAGACGUUACUCCAGCGAACACAGAUUUUCCUAGCAGCGACGUUUUGCUGCCUUCGCUUCCUAAACAAGCUUUGUCUCAAUCUCUCGAAGCUUCAGUACCAAUCCAGUCUUCAGAAUCCAGUGAUAUAGCGUCCGCGUUCUCUCUAUUUAAGGAUUAUUUCGACAAGAAGUUGGGCGCCUUGAAGCGCGAUAUUCAAGACGAGUCGUGCAGUAAUACCGAUUCUGUGGCCAAAAAGCUUAAAGAAGAAUCCAAGAUCACGUUUAGAUUCGAAGGUAAUAAGAAACAGUUUCAAUUCAACUCCGACCUUGCAGAGAAGGUGAAGUCGGCGUCAGUUGCUCUCGGGAAGAGAAAAUUAGACCUUGUUAAAACUCACCUGGAAGAACUAGACUCUGACAUCAAGAAGCGCAACAAACUUAUCAGACUGGCAGACAAGUCCGCCGCCGGUUGGGAUUUGGUGAACGAGUAUUUAUCAGACGAGUUGGCUAGCGGGUCAGAGGACGAAAAGCGUAUCCGCCGUGCCGAGCAGAGGGCCCUUCGUAAACGCAACCAACGCCAACAGAAAGCGAAGCCAUCCAAGCAAGGUUAUUCACAACUCCAAUCAUCUACCGCAACCACCGCGUUUGCUGGCCAACAUUCAUCAUCCUCCAGACCUAUUUCUCGUACUUUUGGCGCUUUCAGCAAACCAAGACCAAGCGAUAUUUGUUUCGCCUGCGGCCAGCAAGGUCAUUGGAGAUCUCAGUGUCAAGUUAAUCCUCAAGCCAGAUCUUCAAGCUCGGGGCAGUCCUUUCCUAGUUCUUCUGUUCUUUCGGGCAUUGGAGGUAAAUAGGACCACAGAAUUAAAAACUUGUUUUCCAAGGUUAGAUAUUAGCUUUAGUCAAUUUAUUAGACAUGUAUCCUUCUUAUUUGGAGUAUUUCAGGGAAAGGGACUCUAGUUCAUUAGUCGAUUUCGAUUAUGAUCGCAAUCUAUUUGAAUUUGAACAGAAUUCCGCAUUGCCAGUACUUAAGGGUAGACUUAGGUCCUGUUUAAGUUAUUGGCACACUAUUGGUGCCAAUAGUUUUGUUAUCGAUACUACUAGGGUAUCUAAAAGAUAGUAAUGCUGCGGCACAUUCUGUUGAUACUGGCAUUAGUUAGGCAGUGAGACUUAAAAGAAUCAAGAAUGACGUUGAAUGUCCUAUUUACAUGUUGGAAAGUACUAGAAUAAUUACUAUCAGUCUAUAGAAAGAACUCGUGGGAACGUUGUUUAGAAAAUGAUCAAGUGGUUAUCAACUCUGGUUUUCCCACAGUAAAUUGUAGGAAAUAAUAGAAAUUGAGAUCGAUUAUCCAGAUAUUUAAUAUACAGUGCACGAUAUUUUCUCUGGAAACACAAUACUUUUCUUGCACUUUAUUAAGUAACAGUUAUUUAGCUAUAUAUUUAUAGAAAACAACAACACAAAAAAAGGAAAAAAAAAAAAAGAAAGUAGGAAUAAUAAAUAAUUCGGUAGACCUCGAACCCAGCACCUUCAGCUCGACGCGACUACACCUACCCACUACACCACGGAGGCUGAUUACGUAAUUCCUGGGAAAAGUGUUUCUUUUUAUUCCUUUUCUAUGAAACUUCCGCCGGCAAGAUGAUCGCCAGCCGCAUUAACCGAGCUAUUAACAGUGAAAAAACAAUGUAAACGCAUAUUCCAUGGCAAUGAAUGAAUGAAAGAACAUAAUUAUGCUUUUCAAAACGCUGAUACACGUCCUGGUCUGCAAAGUAGGACACAAAACAUAUGUUUUGUUAUCUCGAUUUCCGCUGUUAUUCUGAAGCGAAUGGUCAAAAUCACAUCCAUUUUCGGCUCAUACAGUUUCUUAAGAAUAGCAUUGCAUGACAUUUUCUCACUUUCACAUCACUUCUAGCAAGCUGGAAUUUGUAUAUUCCCCGUGUUGCGGAGUCGAAGAGCAAAUGCUCUUCUUCUCGUCAGGUUUAACACCUGGACGAGUCAAAAAAGGCUCUUGAAUUGAAAUCCACUCUCCAAGUUAACCAUCGUACUCAUCUGAAAGACUCCUGCGUGUCUUAAAAUUUGGUAAGACCUCUAACCGUGCUGUAGAACUGAGCAGCGAACGAUGCACUACUUCCCCGUGUUUUUAUUUGAGUUGUUCGUGGCGCAAUGCACUCUGGUUAAAUGCAAUGCAUUGUGGUAAAAAGUGUGGUUAAAUGCAAUGCAUUGUGGUAAAAAGUGAUGAAUUCGAGAAUUCGUCGCCCCUUUAUAUAUUUCCUUUAAAUCCUGAUUAUGUUGCUGCUCGCUCCCUUCGGUCGCUCCGCAGCAAUUAAAUUCGGUUAUCGGAUCCCAUUCAUUAGCACACCUUGUCAGGCGCGUUUUCCUAACAAUCAGUCAGCUCUUAAUAAUGCGUCUUUCGUGGAGUCGGCUAUCGCUGAAUUAGUCCACACUCACGCCGUCGUUGAGGUGCCCUUUAUUCCACAUGUCGUUAAUCCGCUCUCUGUCUCUAUACAGUCUUCAGGCAAGAAGAGGCUUAUUCUGGACUUACGUUAUGUCAAUCAUUUCGUUUGGAAACAGAAGUUUAGGUGUGAAGAUUGGAGAGUUUUAUUGUCAUAUGUUAAUAAGGGCGACUACCUUUUCAGUUUCGAUCUCAAGUCUGGAUAUCACCAUAUCGAUAUUUUUCCGGAUCACCAAACUUUUCUGGGUUUCUCCUGGGUUUUUUCUGGUACCGUUCGGUAUUUUUGUUUUGCAUCACUUCCGUUCGGUCUAAGCUCAGCCCCAUACGUCUUUACCAAGUGUCUCAGACCACUCGUUAAGUUUUGGAGGUCUAACGGGAUUAAAAUUGUUGUGUUCCUCGACGAUGGGUGCGGAAAAGGGGAUUCACUGCCUAUGGCCAAGGAAAAUUCAUUGUUUGUGCAAUCAUCCUCAAGCAGUGCGGGGUUUGUUGCCAACUCCGCCAAAUCACUAUGGAACCCCACUCAGGUGCUUGUUUGGUUGGGUUUAAACUGGGACUUAGUUAUCGGUACCAUUUCUAUUACCGAUAGACGUAUUUGCAAAUUUAUCGCUCUGGUUGACAAAUUUCUUCUAUCCGCACCUUAUGUUACGGCUCGGGAUUGUGCCGUUAUCGCAGGUCAUGUUAUGUCCAUGUCGCCAGUUUUGGGUAACCUGACUCGUCUCAAAACCCGUUUCCUUUACAAGGUCAUAGAAUCCCGCCGUAGUUAGGAUUCCCGUUUUAAUAUCGGGCUUCAUAAUGAUUGCCUCUCUGAAAUAUUUUUCUGGAAAAACAAUAUCGUUAGUUUUAAUACGAGACCUAUUUUGCCUUAUAAUGUUCCCCUUUUGUUUAGCUAUUCGGACGCUAGCAACGUCGCCUGCGGGGCUUUUGUUGUGGGCACUAAUGAGGUGUCCCAUCGUAUGUGGACUGCUUGCGAAGCAGCUAAGAGCUCUACCUGGAGAGAACUUAAGGCUAUACAAUUUGCCUUAAGUGCGUUUAAAGCCUCGGUUCGGGGUAAGUGUGUAAAGUGGCAUUCUGACAGCCAAGGGGCCGUUCGUGUUGUGGAGAUAGGGAGUCCUAGUGCAGAAUUGCAUUCUAUUGCGCUUGAUAUUUUCUAUUUUUGUCGAACUUACAAUAUUACACUUAUUCCCCAGUGGGUUCCCAGGAACUUAAUGCUUGUGCUGAUGCGAUUAGCCACAUUGUAGACUUCGAUGACUGGUAUACAACCCCGAGUUCUUCGCACACUUGGACCGCCUUUGGGGCCCACAUACAGUCGACAGGUUCGCGAAUGCUGCCAACGCCCAUCUUCCCAGAUUCAAUUCUAGGUUUCGCGUACCAGGCACUGAAGCUGUUGACGCAUUUUCAAUCUCGUGGAGUGGAGAGAAUAAUUGGCUAGUCCCUCCCGUCCACUGCAUUACUAGGGCGGUUCAGCAUCUCCUUGUAUGCGGUGCGGUUGGUACUUUAGUCGUCCCUUAUUGGCCGUCUAAUGUGUUUUGGUCUUUCUUGUUCGCAAAUGCAAUUCAAUUUCAACCGUACGUCCUUGAGUACAUUCAUUUUGCCGACCCCUCAGGGAUUUUUGCCCUCGGGUGUUACAAAGAUUCACUCAUUGGUUCAGACAGGUUUAACAGCGCGGUGCUGGCAGUCAGAAUUGGCGCUAAGGGGCCUUAGUUUUUUCAAGCCGAGUGGCUUUAUGUUGGCCCACGUGUUUUUUAUUCCGCUCGUCGGUUCAUUUGUCCUCGUUUCGCAUGAAACUAGCUCGCCGAGUGGCUUGUUUACCGUGGUUUUUGAGUUGGCCCAUUCGGCCUUAAAUAGUUUUGCAUCCGGUCAGAGGCAUUACCAAGCGUCCAUUUUUUAUUGCUGUAUUGACUCCCAGUGCGUGUAUUGAGGAAUUUUGCCAUAUAUUUUUGUUCUUAUCCUCGUAGAAGUUCUCAAAGAUGCCUUGCAGCCUAAUUUUCAACAGGUUGAAGACGGGCGACUCCGGGCACUGGUUCAAGAUCUCCCCGCAGUUCUUCUUAAAUCCAAAGCCGACAGUACCGCGAGGAAGUACGAAAAGGGCUUCAAUACGUGGAGAAAAUGGGCUUCUCAGUUUAAAGAAAUUGUUAUAUUUCCCGCUUCUAGUGUGCACGUUUCAUUGUUCUUUCUUAGCUUGAUUCAAGAAUCUGCUUCUUGCAGUACUAUUGACGAAGUCCAUUAUGGGCUCAAGUGGGUGCAUGAUUUGGCAGGUCUACCGAACCCCUGUAAUUCCUCGUUAGUUUUACCUUUAAUAGAAUCUGCUAAGAGGCUUCUCAUUAUCCCUGUUAAAAAGAAAGAGCCUGUGACCCCCAAGGCUAUU